This is a messenger RNA of Paramacrobiotus metropolitanus, 2907 nucleotides long. RefSeq lists its product as uncharacterized. The record is from RefSeq and is a predicted model, not a curated record. Gene Ontology annotation, cellular component: nucleus. Gene Ontology annotation, molecular function: protein binding. The transcript is spliced from 10 exons. Bases 185 to 2608 code for a protein of 807 amino acids. Lineage: Eukaryota; Metazoa; Tardigrada; Eutardigrada; Parachela; Macrobiotidae.
AAUUAAAUUUCCUUUCCUGUGCUGAACAGUCAACAGAUCGUCCAAAAAUCCUCUCAUUCGAUAAUCGUUCGCAACUUUUUACCACAAACAGUGCUUUACAUUCGUUUUAUGCCUUUGUGCUUCCCCUACAGGGAUUACUUAAUUGUUUCCUUCCAGUUCCAGUUGAAUCUUAUGUUGUUCCUACAUGGAUAUGCCUCAAGUUGUUCCAUCGGUCGCCGCGCCGCGACCCAUUGCCGCGGGGGAGAUUGUGGCGCAGAGCGAAGCCUGGGUUUGGUCUUUCCACUGGGACAAGCACCAGAUGCUCUGCGCGCACUGUUUCAAAUUUUCCGACCAUUUGUUGGCGACGUGUUCCAAAUGUAAACUUUACUACUACUGCGGCGCGAAAUGCCUGAAAGAUAGCUGGAAGAAGGAGCACAAUCUGGAAUGUGACAUGCUGAAGCGACUCCGAGAACGAUUCAGCGGCGCACGGAUCAGUGACCUAAAGAACGUGUGUCCCGCUAGUGGGCAGGAUCUUGGCAUCUGGACGAAUGAAAUUAUUCUGCUGAAAAUACUGAAUAAAAUCCAGCGGAAAGCGGACGAUCAUCUGCCUGGCGCAGGAACCAAGAAAACCACCAUAGAGAUUCUGGACGCCCUUCCAUACAAGUCCGAAUUCGGCAAAACGAAGAAAUCUGAUCUGGGGUUGUACAAAACCCUUCACGCCCUCAUGGCCGAAUGUCUGGGAGUGCCGGUGGAGAGCAUGCUCGUAUCUGUGAAAGAGAUGCGGGAUUACCAUCAGAAAGUGUUUUACAGUUCUGCCGCCAUGAACAGUUUCGAAGCUGCGUACCCUUUUCCGUUCGGCGCCGGCAUCUUCCCCACCGUCAACCAUCGCCAGCUGACGCCGGUUUGCUCCGACAGCAAUGUGACGCUGACCUUCCACGGACGGUUCAUCAAGAUAAUGGCCAUCGACGACAUUCCCGAGUACAGAGGAUUACAGGAUUGUCGUUCGUAUGGUCACAUUCGUCGACCACUUGGACGUACAGCGAAACAGCGACAAGAUUUGUUCCGCAAACAUUUUAACAAAUCAUGCGAAUGCCGGAAGUGCAGCAGUGAAUACGAUGCGGACAUCAAUCCACUGAAGUGCUCGACCACUGGCUGCGCGGAGCGUAUUCCCAGUGAUGAGCGCGCGCUGAAUCCCUGCUCACAGUGCGGUGCGAUCAACGGCCAGCAGUUGCAGGCAUUCCGGCGUUUGUCACGAAAGCAGGAAAAGGUGUUCACUGAGCAUUUAGCAGCAAAAAAUGACAAUUUCCAUGAAGCGUUACCGUUACGGAUCCGCCUGUUGAAAGAACUGGAUGAUUCGGGUUUGGUACAUCCGGAAGCGCAUCUUCGCUACGUGUACGGAUGGGAUGCUGCUGAUCAAUACACUCAACAGAAACGAUUCCCGGAGGCCUGGGAACUGUAUGCUGCAUUGGUCCCAUGCGUGCGAACCGUUUUUCCCGAAUACCACCUUCAACGUGCGCAGCAUCUGCAAAAUGCGGGCAUCCACUGUCAUGCGUGGUUCACCAUCGAAUCAAUGCUUGUUUCUCCGAAUGAUCGUGCGCGCUUCUUAUCUCAUUUCGAAGAUGUUCUCCCCACAGCCCUGGACUUUCUGCAGGAAUCCUCGCGUAUCUAUGCCAAAGUGUACGGUUCGGACAGCACGAUGGUGAAAACCGUGCGCGAGCAGCUGAACAACAUCGAAGACGACAUUCGACUACUGAAAAGUGAGGUGGCAGUGCGCGAGGAAGAUCCCGAACGGUUCGCUGCUGUAUCGGAAAACAUCUAUGGUAAUAUCACUGUCCCGGAGCUGCCAGCCCAUCUGACUAACGUGCCGCAGUUUGAGGAACGAUCAUUGAGCGUUGCCGACAGUGACAUCGUGGUGAGUAUCUUUCAGCGACUGCUGCCCAACUCUCCGGUGGACUGGAAGGAAAUGGCGGGUUUCGUGUGGGGAGAGGAUGGUGUGACGACGGCACGAUACUAUGGCAGUGCGGACGGUUAUUACAAGCACCAUAUCACAGUGGAGAGCCGGGGAAGUUACUGGAGUGAGGAGCCGGAUGACUUUGAAGCGAAGCCGUUCUCGUUGGCAACCAUGAUUAAUUUGACGGAGCACCAUGAGAAAGCCUGCGUUCAGAGCUUGAUGGCCAUGUUGGAGGAGAAGUACGGAUGGGGAACGGAGGUGAUGGAAAGCCGGGCGAAAUUUGCGGAUUUGUUCGAGGGAAAAUUGGGGAAGAUUGGCUGGAUGAUCUGCGAGCUGGUCAAUACACCGCCGGUCUUGUCGUCGGCUUUGUUCGAAGAUGUAAAAGACAACAUUGACAAAGCCGUUUCGGAAUCGAAGCCUUUCGCUGUUGAUCGGCAUUUGGUGAUUGCCAAAGCCCAUUUACCAGUCGGACGCUCAAUGCGCGAUGCGGUAUUCGCCAAUGACCUGGAGGAAUUGUGGUAUAAGAAUGCCCAAGCUAGUUAUGUUUUCCCUGUGGGUGGCGACAGGAACUACAUUUCCCAGAGGAUGCGCGGGAAGAAACUGGUACCCAUUCGCGUGGUCAUGUUGCUGGAUGCGAAGAGGCUGUACAAGAUGAUCAAGGAUUUAACUCAUGGAUGAGGCUUGUAGAAUCUGCUUUCCCUCGCAGUCGAAAUUUGUUUUAGCAGUAAAUAUGAGAACCUGUUGCUCACACGAUAUAGAAUCAGAAAGCGAAAUUGCCCAGUGUUCCUAUCUCGCCGUUGGUGACUUCGUGCUAAAUGCAUGUUAUGUUUUUAUAACUGGAUUAACUUUCUGAUGUCUUUCUUUAAUUUUAAUUGUUUUGUUAUAUUGUGUUCGUGUAUUUGUUUAACUGUGCACGUUAAGUUUAUUGUUGUUAUUCUACGGAUACUGUUCUGCGGUGAUAUAAAAAGAAAAGGAGG